UCCCUCCCUGCAGGUGUGAAUGACAGAGGUGGUGCCGUCCAGCGCCCUCAGCGAGGUCAGCCUGCGCCUCCUCUGCCACGAUGACAUAGACACCGUGAAGCAUCUGUGCGGCGACUGGUUCCCCAUUGAGUACCCAGACUCAUGGUAUCGUGAUAUCACCUCCAACAAGAAGUUCUUUUCCCUUGCCGCAACUUACAGGGGCGCCAUCGUGGGAAUGAUAGUAGCCGAAAUAAAAAGUAGGAGCAAGAUACACAAGGAGGAUGGAGAUAUUCUAGCCUCCAACUUCUCUGUUGACACGCAGGUUGCAUACAUUCUAAGUCUGGGAGUAGUGAAGGAGUUCAGGAAGCACGGCAUAGGUUCCCUUUUACUUGAGAGUUUGAAGGAUCACAUAUCAACCACCGCCCAAGACCACUGCAAAGCCAUCUACCUGCAUGUCCUCACCACCAACAACACAGCAAUAAACUUCUAUGAAAACAGAGACUUUAAGCAACAUCACUAUCUCCCCUAUUAUUACUCCAUCCGAGGGGUCCUCAAAGAUGGCUUCACCUAUGUGCUCUACAUCAACGGCGGCCAUCCUCCCUGGACAAUCCUGGACUACAUCCAACACCUGGGCUCUGCGCUAGCCAACCUGAGCCCUUGCUCCAUCCCGCACAGGAUCUACCGUCAGGCCCACAGCCUGCUCUGCAGCUUCCUGCCGUGGUCUGGCAUCUCCAGCAAGGGAGGCAUUGCCUACAGCCGGACCAUGUGAUGCCAGCUGGGCAGCCGCCAGCAGGCCCUGCCCUCCGGCACCCCGCAGAACCGCCUUCCUGGCUGUUGGACUUCUGUCAUCUGCAGAGGAGCCGGUGACCCUUUGCCGGGCCCGUUGGCUUGCCCCAGCUGCAGGCCCGGUGCUACGCAGGCUCAGAGCAGAGCGUCGCGGGCACACCUGGUCUCUGACAGGUACGUGGGAGCGGGUGGCAUGGGGAGAGGGGAGCAGAGCCCCGUGGGAUGGUGGUACCAGGAAAUGAAGCCCGUGCCGCCCUCAUCUGUAAAAACAGGAGGGCCUGAGUGGCACUUCAGGCACCGGGAUGUUGGGAAGUGGUCCCAAGAGCUGAGGUAGCCUGACUGACUUUCAGAAACUUCAGGAAGGGAAACUGAGUCCUUGAGCCCUUGGCCAGACUUCUGUCUUUUCACUUCCUGAACUACAUUUUAAACAGGAAUGCAUUCACGUGGUUCAAAAAUGGAGAAGGCACCAAAAAAUCAAGCUCCUCCUCCCGCCGGCCCCAACCACUCAGCUGCCCUCCUUCUGCAUCGUGGCCGAGCACCCAGGUCUGCUUUGGCAGCAGUUGCUUGGGGCAGGUGCCUGGUAAACCAGAGCUCUGCUCAGAUGUGCCCACUUCUGAGGUCAUGAGUGCCACAGAGAGCUAUCUCUCAGACUUCCAAGCCACAAGGAGUCACACGGACUGCCAGGCCCACACCCUGGUGCACGGACGCAGCCCAGAGCACUUGGGUGCUGGGGGGGACUCACGCAGCGGCACUGCACGACCACCUGGGCUGGAUUCCCCCAUCUGUGCCUUGAUUUGUGUGCAGACUGGGAAGGACUCCGGGCCUGGAGGGCUCAUGCUCCAGGCUAGAGCAGGACAUCUCCCUGGGGCCCUUCACCCCUGCUCCCCUCUUCUUUCCCACAGGCUCUUCCAGCCCUCUUUCCUUUUCUGGUAACCUCCGGAAACCGCCGCAUCUGCCUGCGUGCGCCCUGGUCCCGCCUUCACGCACGUGCGCCAGCCCUGCUGGCCGGCUGGGGUGUGGCGGCAUUCACUGUGGUCUCUUUCCCCUCUGAUUUCUUCCCCUCCGCUGCCGGUUCCUUCUAGCUCCUUUCUCCAAAGCCGGAGUGAACUUUCAUUGGAAGGGAGGAACCCAGGUGGUAGGGACAGACCUCACCCUAAAGACAGGGGAGCCUCAGAACAACAAGGGGGUGAAAGGGAAUACCAGAUCCUUGUCCAAAACCAGCCCGCAGAAGCCUGGGGUGGGGGGAGCAGCCCCUGCCUCUCUGUGAGGGGCUGUCGCUUGGUGGACAGAGCCCAGAGGCUUUUCACCCAAGCACAGAGCUCGUGUUGGGUCCAUGGUCAAAGGAGCGAGACUGAUAGAAAGCGAAGGUCAAGCAAAGUUUUAUUUCGCACCAAGCAUCAAGAAUCAAACUGAUCGGCCAGGGCCGUCUCUUGCAAAGAGGGGACCCCUCCCAGCCUCACAGACUAACUUUUAUAGAGUAAAGGCCAUGUGGUUGAGCCUGGCCAUAUACAGGUGGCCAGUUGAAUUACAGUUCACCCUAUAGUAGUUAUUUGAUUCAGCCUAUAACCUUGGCUAGAAUUGGCGCCUUUGUCUGGUGCCUAAAAGGCGGGGCUCACACUUCUUGGCGGGUAAUACAUGCACUUUCACUUGAUUAGACAUCUCCACCUGGCCGAACACGUCCCUGUAUCUGGGCUCCGUUAUCUCUGCUCAGCCUGACAUGUCCUGGUAUCUGCGGUCUGUUAUUGGGGCUAUUUGGCCGUAUUUCAUCGGUUCUGUUUCUAAGCGCUUUCCUCUUGGGGGAAGGGGCAGGUUCAAUCUAAGUUUUCUGCAUAAACAAUAAAAUGGCUCGCUCUGGCUAAGCAGGCCCUUAUACUCGGGGGCUUAGACCCUGACUCGGGAGGUCAAGUCCUCCAGUGCCCUCCUGCUGAGGGCUUCUCACUGUCUUCGGGAGCGUGGAUCUGCCUAUUAGAUGGCAGGUGUUGGCUCACCUGAGCUUCCCCCAGAGCUGGGCUGAGGACAGGGGCAGUGAGGUUCCCGGGGGUCCCCUCCCCAGCCCCCAAGUCCAUGAGCUACAGCUCCCAAGAUGAAGACAGGAGGAAGUCGAGUGCUCUGGAUCCAAUGGGGCCCGGCCUUUGGGGCUGGGGGCCAUCACGUGCCUUGCGGCCCCUCAGCCCGCAGGGGCAGAGACAGGAGAGGCUGUCAGAGCCAAGAAGUGUGCGUGCGAACAUCACUCGCUUCUGGCGUCACCCUUACCCCCACCCCCACUGCUGCUUGCCGCCUGCCCUGCCCUCUGCAGUAGAGGGGGGUGGCAGUCAUGCCCAGUGUUGCUGCAGUGUCAUGGAGCCAUGGCCGCGGUGCGCCGGCCUUAGGGCAGGAGAAGGGGGAAGCAACCAGGCUGAGGGCCGAGGGCCGAGUGACUGCCAUGCUCCCCUCCCCCAGAACUUCCCAGCCUGGAGCCGCCUCCACUCUCCGGGUGGGAGAAAGAGGAGGGCGAGCCCUGGGCCGGGGAAGCACUUUUCCUCCUCCAACCACCUUCUGACUGGCGGUGUCCCCCCUCAGGGACAGGUCCCCGGCUCGCUGACCUGUCCCCACCUCUGCACUGACCUUGGCGACAUGCUGAGGCCCAGCUUGGUGUUCUCUCUCAUCUGAAUCAACGGUGACUGUGUGAUUUUUAUUUCUGCCCCGAGGGGUCAGGAAGAGUCUUCUGGAAGGUUUUGCCUUGGACAUUCAUAAUCGAGCUCAGAGGCCUUGCCCUGCCCUUCCCUCCGUGCCCCCAAUCACUGCAGUGUCCAGCCCAGUGUUGAACAGAUUGUAGUGUUUUGUCUCAUUAUAAAUAAACAGACUUUAAUUGGUCA
Mustela erminea (ermine) is the source of this 3620-nucleotide messenger RNA. RefSeq names its product N-alpha-acetyltransferase 60, NatF catalytic subunit (gene NAA60). The transcript is spliced from 5 exons. The record is from RefSeq and is a predicted model, not a curated record. Bases 20 to 748 code for a protein of 242 amino acids. Gene Ontology annotation, biological process: N-terminal peptidyl-methionine acetylation. NCBI's taxonomy places the organism in Eukaryota, Metazoa, Chordata, Mammalia, Carnivora, Mustelidae. Gene Ontology annotation, molecular function: protein-N-terminal amino-acid acetyltransferase activity; histone acetyltransferase activity. Gene Ontology annotation, cellular component: Golgi membrane.